Panonychus citri (citrus red mite) is the source of this 2472-nucleotide messenger RNA. RefSeq names its product hydroxysteroid dehydrogenase-like protein 2. NCBI's taxonomy places the organism in Eukaryota, Metazoa, Arthropoda, Arachnida, Trombidiformes, Tetranychidae. The record is from RefSeq and is a predicted model, not a curated record. The transcript is spliced from 3 exons. Bases 145 to 1383 code for a protein of 412 amino acids.
UUUGAUUCUUGUUGAUUUUCUAUGUGAUUAGAAUUGAUUGUCUAAGUUAUUCAUUAGUAGAUUAAUUGUUUGCCUUUUCAUUUGAGUGAUACAAAAUUCUUAUUCUAUUUUAUUUCUCCUCUUCUCUGUUUGGUUUCUAUCAAAAUGAUCAACACAGGUAAAUUAGCUGGUCGUACAGCUUUUAUCACUGGUGCCAGUAGAGGUAUUGGUAAAGCUAUUGCUCUUAAAUUGGCCAAAGAUGGUUGUAAUGUAGCGAUUGCUGCUAAAACGGUUGAUCCCCAUCCUAAAUUACCAGGAACCAUUUAUACUGCUGCUAAAGAAGUUGAGGAAGCUGGUGGUAAAUGUUUACCUCUUCAAGUUGACAUUAGAUAUGAGGAUCAAGUCAAAGAUGCCAUUGAAAAGACUGUUGCUAAGUUUGGUGGACUUGAUAUUCUCAUCAACAAUGCCAGUGCAAUCAAUUUAACCCCAACAGAAGUGACCGAUAUGAAAAGAUAUGAUCUAAUGCAUUCUAUUAAUACUCGGGGUACCUUUGUUACCUCUAAAACGGCUAUUCCACAUCUAAAGAAAUCCAAUCAUGCUCACAUCUUGAAUUUGAGUCCACCUUUGGUAAUGAAUUCACGAUGGUUCAAACCUCAUGUUGCAUAUACUAUGGCCAAGUAUGGAAUGUCAAUGUGUGUCCUAGGAAUGUCGGAAGAAUUUCGAGACGAUAAGAUUGCCGUUAACGCUUUGUGGCCUAGAACUGCUAUUUGGACAGCGGCUAUGAAUGUGAUUACCGAAGGACCUGAAGUGAAAAAAAUUUGCAGAAAACCGGAUAUUCUUGCUGAUGCUGCUUAUGGUAUUUUAACCAAAUCACCUGAACAAUUUACAGGUCAAUUUGUUGUUGAUGAAACUUUCCUUAAACAAGAAGGUGUCACCAAUUUUGAUCAAUACGCUGAGGUUCCCGGUGAAAAGUUAAUGUUGGACUUUUUCUUACCCGAUGAAUAUUAUGAGGGUGAAGAUAUUCCUGAAAAUUUUGGUGAUCAGGCUAAACCAUCAGCCACCAGUGGAGUCUUUAAGGUGGAUAAGGUUUUCAAUGGGAUUAAAAAUUUACUUGAUGACAAUUUAAAGAGUCAAAUUAAUGCUCUUCUAUUUUUCCAAAUAUCUGGUAAAAAUUGGAUCGUUGAUGCUCAUGAGAGUAGACCAAUUGUCGUCAAUCAAAAUGAUAAUCCUUCAGGAAAUCCCGAUGUUACCCUUAUCACCGAUGAAGAUACUUUCUACAAAAUGGCCAAAGGUGAUAUCAAGGCAACAAACGCUUUUAUGGCCGGUAAACUAAAGAUCAAGGGAAACAUUUCGGUAGCCAUGAAACUAGAGAAAUUGUUUGUCCAAAUCAAAGCAAAACUUUGAUUAUUCUCUAAACGUUAUAUUCAUCUUCCUAAUCAAUCCAAUUAUUAUCAAUUAUUAAUGUGAACACAGAUGAAAAUUGUAACCUUAACAAAAAUUAUUUUAUAAACAUUUUUUCAACAAUUAUGAUACAUUUUGUACUACAAAGUUUAAUUGCUUUCCAAAAGCAGUUAAACACAAAACAUAAAGGAUUCUAUUGUAAAAUAUUAGGGAAAAUUGUUGUAAAAGGAAACAAUUAACUGGAAUAUUUUUGUCUUUUAUCAAUAACUUUGAUUGUGAUUCCAAUUCGUUUGUGAUUAAGUUAAAAUGCCAAAGACACCAAAUUCUAAGGAAUCAAACAAAUCAAAGGAAGAGAAAAGUAUUUCCAAGAGUAACGAAUCAUCUGCAAGCGAAAGAAAUGUUAACGAACUUCGAAACAGAGAAGAUCUUCUUUGGGUUGAAAAUGAUUCACCCAAAGUGACCCGUCGAUCGAAAUUAAAAGCAGGUAAUCGCCGAAGGACAACACUAGUGAACCGAAAUGUUCCUGACGAAUUGGCCGAUAUCAUAGGAAAAGGCCAAUGGGUCGAAGCGCCGACACCCGAGCAGAUAAACCAAAUUCAAUCAACAACACCCGCUGCUCUUAAAUACAUGAUUGAUUUGGUUUCGUCUUUAAGUUCAGCCAAAUCAACUCCACCUUCAUCACCUUCCGGCUCCCCGAACUCAACAACUGAUUCAACUCGAAGUAGUCCAAGUCCCGAAGUUGUCGAACAGAGAAUAUCCGACACUCGAAGAUUAUUUCUCGAGCCAGUAUUAGCCGAAAUGGAGGAACAUCAAUUAAAAUUUGCUCUAAUUAUCCUUCUUUUCAUAAUCAUUCUAAUCCAUUUGGCUGUUAGUUUACUCAACAACAACAACGACGAUUAAUUCAAAUAAUCCUAAUCCUAAACUGAGAUUUAAACAUUUUCUAAACACCAUUGUUAACCAAUUAUAAUCUUAUUGAUUUUUGGUUUCAUUCACAAUUUAAUGCAACCAACUAAUUGCCAAGCACAAUUGUUAUCAUGAUUAGAUUAUCUUUAUGGUUUUUCCAUUAAAAAAGUUCUGAUUCAUUUAACAAAA